Molecule: messenger RNA, 2055 nt
Organism: Hemicordylus capensis (graceful crag lizard)
Lineage: Eukaryota; Metazoa; Chordata; Lepidosauria; Squamata; Cordylidae
Gene: HPS4
Product: HPS4 biogenesis of lysosomal organelles complex 3 subunit 2
Exons: 13
Coding region: 489-1904 (471 amino acids)
Biological process (GO): vesicle-mediated transport
Source: RefSeq, a predicted model, not a curated record
GGCAGGGCUCCUCGAGGGGCAGGGCAGACUGAUGCCACACCGGCUCUCCGAGGCCAGGCUUAGUCCGCGCGCUGGCAGUUGGGCCCAGAGCCAGUCUGCAGGCUAGGCAGGCUAGGCGGGGAGCGGCUGGGCUGGGCUGGGCUGGGGAGCCGAGAGGGGCUGGGAGGCACAACUGCGCUCCCUUCAGUCUCCAGACCGGACCCCAGAGGAGGCUCCGCCCGCCCGCCCGCCCGCCCGCAGAUGCCGGCUUGAGCCCCGGGAGGAGGCGUCUGAGCGCCCCGGCCCCUCCCACGGGCUGUGAGGCUGCCUCAAAGAGAGCAAAGAGGCCUGGGGGUGGGGUGGGGCGCUUGGCGGGAGCCCUCUUGAGACGCCUGGGUUGUCGCAAAGGCCUUCCGGGAAGAUGCCUCUGGUUUUAUGCCACCUGGCUGAAAAAGAAGAGACCCUCCGUGGAGACCAGGACUCGUGGCUGUGAGGGGUCUUGAAAGCAGAUGGCUGCUGCCACCCCGCCUGAUCCGGGGGCCCCGGCCUGGUGGUAUUGCUUUUUCCUCUACGAUGGCUCAAAGGUGAAGGAAGAAGGGGACCCCACACAAGCUGGGAUUUGCUAUUUCAACCCCUCUCAGACUCCUCCGGACCAGCAGGAGCUGCUGUGUGGACAGAUAGCCGGCGUGGCCCGCUGCGUGGCCGAGAUCUCUGGCUCACCGCCAGGCCUCAUCCGGCUGAGGAAGCUCAAAUUUGCCGUGAAAGUGGAUGGAAGCUAUCUCUGGGUGCUGGGCUGCACUCCUGACCUCCCAGAUGUCAGCUGUCGGCGGUUCCUGGAGCAGCUGAUGGGGCUCUUCUAUUUCUACAAUGGGCCGGCCCAUCAGGCUUACAUGGGGCAUCUGCAGGAAGUGCUGGGCCAGAAGUGGGAGAUGUACGUGACUCACUUGCAGCGGAGCACCAGCAGUCUGCACCGGAUUUUCAACUCCCUUUGGACUUUAGACAAAACCAAAGUAGAUCCUUUGCUCUUGCUGAAAGCGGCCCUGAUCCUGCAGACCUGCCAGCGCACUCUGUACGUGCUGGCCGGGUGCAUCCUCUACAAGGGGCUGAUUGUGAGCACCCAGCUGCCGCCCGACCUCACCGCCAGGGUCCUGCUGCAGGAAGUGGAGCUGGAGGGCAGGCCGGAAAGUGAAGCUGUGCUGCAGGACCAUGGAAGUGCUCUGCCAACUUCUGCAGGAUCCCCCUUACCUCGGGGGGUCCAGAUCACCCCUGUUUACCUCUCGGAAGAUGAAGCCGCCGCCCUCCGGGACUUCCCUGUGGAGUGGAUGCCCAGCCGGCGUCAGGGGGGCCCUGCCGGCAGCCCAGAGGGCCCGUCGUGCUUGGGCAGGGCCAACGGGCCGGCCAGUGACGUGCCCGUGAGGAUGGUCUUGUACACCCACCGCGUCCGAGGCUUGGUCCUUUGCCUUCUGGGCGAAGAGCAGUUGGCCGACAGCAGAGGCUCCGUGGAGGACGUGUAUCACAGCAGCCUGGCCUCUCUGAAUGGCUUGGAAGUCCACCUGACGGAGACCCUCCCAAAGGACAGCCUCUCCUCGGCCAAGACCAGCUACGGCUUCGCCCACCACGAUUCCAUCCAGAACGUUCUCACCACCAACUUCCUGCCCACCAGCAGCCCCCCGGACCGGCCCUUCCUGAGAGCAGCCAGCCUGAUCCAUGCCAGCUUUGACCAGCUGCCCACCGCAUCGGAAUUCACUGUCCGAAAUGCCUCCACAGCCGUGUACGCCUGCCGGAAUGCCAUCCAGGAGACCUACUUCCAGCAGGGGGGCUCCCCGCUCCGCAACUCGGGCGUGCCCAACCCUCACGACAGCGCCUUUGGAUUGCCCAGCAAGGCCAAGCAGAAGCUGCUCAAGCACGGCCUCAACCUCCUGUGAUGAGCCAGCUGGGGAAGCGACACACCGCCGGGACACUGCGGGAUGUGCUGCGGGCAAAGUGCCCCUCCCUCCUGGGGGGGGUGGGGUUCCUCCUGCGCUGCAUCAUGGGCCCUGACCGAUGUCUGGCAGGGCAGAAGGAGUGGGGGCUGUG